UCGCGUCCAUGUAGCUGUGUGAGACAUGCUAGCGCGCCAAAAGUGUCCAAACAACAGCAGCAGCAAGAGGUAACGGAAGGUAGUGAUUAAAUUUAAGUGAAGGUUUAGAUAAAACAAAUAUUAAACAUCGUGGGGUGAUUUUCAAAAGGGGGGUUAAACUAAUCAGUGUCAGGAUGGGUUUGCUCGACCGGUGUCAGGAGCUGUUUAAGACAGCCAGCCUGUACGAGGUGCUGGGCAUCAAUAAGGAGGCGACCGAGGCAGAGAUCCGGAGAAGCUACUACAAAGUGUCUCUAAAAGUCCACCCUGACCGGGCCCCAGAAGACCCGCUGGCCACUGAGAAGUUCCAGGUCUUAGGAAAGUUGUACGCAGUCCUGAGUGACAAGGAGCAGAGGACAGUUUAUGACGAGCAGGGGGUGGUGGACGAAGAGUCUGAUGCUCUGAGUCAGGACCGCUGCUGGGAGGACUACUGGAGGCUACUCUUCCCGAAGAUCACCCUGCAGGACAUCCUUGAUUUUGAGAAGCAAUACAAAGGUUCUGACGAAGAGAGGCAGGACUUACUGCAGCUGUACACACAGCACGAGGGGGACAUGGACGCCAUCAUGGCCUCGACGCUCUGCAGCUCCCAGGAAGAUGAGCCCAGGCUGGGUGACAUAAUCCGGGCUGCCAUCGAAAGUGGAGAAGUCUCAGAGUUCCCUGCCUUCGCUAAGGAGAGCGAUAAGAAGAAGAGAGCUCGGAGGAAGAGAGCUGACAGAGAGCGACAAGAAGCAGAGGAGAUGCAGAAGGAGAUGGGGCUGGGUCAGGAGGACGACAGUCUGGCGAUGAUGAUCAAGCAAAGAAACAAAUCCAGGGAGCAGAACUUUAAUAGUUUCUUGUCCGACCUGGAGGCCAAGUACUCAAAAAAAAAGUGGAAAAUCCCAAAAAGCACGAAGAGGAAAAAAGUGAGGAGACAUUCCUGACAUCCCUUUAUCUUUGUUUUUGCAUUUUAAUGUUCUUGUAAUAAAAUGUAAUUGCACUUUUUGUUAGUGCCGUUAUAGAACAAUAAAGUUAAUAUUCUUGUA
This is a messenger RNA of Doryrhamphus excisus (bluestripe pipefish), 1058 nucleotides long. It is a transcript of the gene dnajc9, whose product is annotated as DnaJ (Hsp40) homolog, subfamily C, member 9. The record is from RefSeq and is a predicted model, not a curated record. Gene Ontology annotation, molecular function: heat shock protein binding. Lineage: Eukaryota; Metazoa; Chordata; Actinopteri; Syngnathiformes; Syngnathidae. Gene Ontology annotation, cellular component: nucleus; cytoplasm.